Molecule: messenger RNA, 971 nt
Organism: Anguilla rostrata (American eel)
Lineage: Eukaryota; Metazoa; Chordata; Actinopteri; Anguilliformes; Anguillidae
Exons: 2
Coding region: 389-841 (150 amino acids)
Source: RefSeq, a predicted model, not a curated record
GAGCUCACCCCGAGGGUGCGUUUUGAUUGUCGUUUCGAUUGUCGUUUCAUUUUGUUGGUCUGAGCACACAAGACAGAAAGUGAACCGCUGCUGAAAUGUAUCAAUAGGAGGAGCUGGCCCCCUGGAGAACGGGCUUGCUACGAACUGAAUUAGUUGACGCUCUGUUUUACGUUCUUUUGUCUUUGUUAUUUAAAUUUGAGGCAGGGGGAAGGUGUCCGUUUAUUAAUUUCAUGUUUGUGUAGUUGCGCUCUCUCUCUCCACGCGGCAACCAACGCCGUUUCCCGGAAUUGGCGCAUCUCACAUUUGAGAUGAUGGAGUGGGUGAAGGGUCCGAGAAGGUGGUGAAGGGUUCGAAUAACGAUGCACCAAACAUAACCGGGAGUGGGCAGAUGGAGGAGGAGCAACAGAAGGUGGAGAGGUUGCUGAAGGUGAAACGAAAAGAGAUUCUGAGGAAGAGGAAGGAGCUGGCCGAGGCCUGGGAAAUGCAGAGAGAGCUGUGGGCGCGGGAGGAAGAGCAGACCGAGCAGCAGAGGAGGAGAGAGAGGGAGGAGAGGGUGGAGGAGAGGAGGGCCCUGGCCACGGCAUGGGAGACGCAGAGGGAGCUGUGGGCGGAGGAGGAGGAGGCCCUGAAGGGGCGGAUGAGGGCAGAGAGGGAGGAGGCGGAGGGGAGAAGGACCGAGCAUGAGACGGCGAUGAAGCAGCACAAAGAGCGUCUGAGCCAGCUGAGGGAGGAGAGGGAAGGGAUGGAGAGAGAGAUGGAAGAGAUGAAGGAGGCGCUGCGGGUGGAGAGAGAAACAGGCGGAGGGGCUCAGGGGAGAGAGAGAGAGAGAGCGAAGGCUUAGCACCGGAGGAGGGAACUGAAGAGCUAUGUGAGGAGGAUCUGGACAGAGGGGAGAAACCUGAAAGGCUUCUUCACCGUGCUACUGUCUAAAAGUCACAGACAAGUCCGUUAAAUAAACUAGGCCAUUUUGA